Planococcus citri (citrus mealybug) is the source of this 3326-nucleotide messenger RNA. RefSeq names its product RAB3 GTPase activating protein subunit 1 (gene Rab3GAP1). Gene Ontology annotation, biological process: positive regulation of GTPase activity. Lineage: Eukaryota; Metazoa; Arthropoda; Insecta; Hemiptera; Pseudococcidae. Gene Ontology annotation, molecular function: GTPase activator activity. The coding region runs from base 203 to 3145 and encodes 980 amino acids. The transcript has 16 exons. The record is from RefSeq and is a predicted model, not a curated record.
AAUAGAACAACAAAAUGAAAAUAACAAACACGUUCAUCUACCUGACAAACUUUGACAAUUUGUGAUUGCGUUUCAAUUUCAAUUGAUUUUUAAUUUAUAGGAAAAGUUCUAUUAUUUCGUUGCCGAAGUUAUUAGUUCAUUGAGCAAUGAAAGCUUUGAAUGUGAUAAUUAUUUCUGUACCGUGUCGCUUUUAAACUAAAUCAUGUCUAUGCAAAUGGAUGAUGAGUUCUGUGAGGUAGAUUUUACUACAGCUACUUCUUGGGAAAAUUUCACUGCUCGUUUGGAAGAGAUAUUUUUCACCUGGAAUCUAUGUCAAGUACCAGAAGAUAGUGCUUUUGAAAACUGUGAAACAUUCUCAUUCAAUUUGGAUACCUGGUACAAGAAAAAUGAAAAGGUUGAUUUUGAAGGAAAAGAAUACGAGAUCUCCUUCUAUCACAAACAGUCGAAUCAGUUGAAUCAACUGAAGAGUAAUGACAGAAAAGAAGACACGGAAAACGCCAAUGAUGAGAAAAUUAAAAACACCAAGUCCAUUAAGGAAUACCUACCUUUGGAUGUGAAUUGUUUAUCGAAAAAUGUUUCGAAAUUUGGUUUUAAUGAGAAAUUAACCAAAUUGGUUCGUAUUUACGACCUGAAUGAUUUCGUUUUACUCACUCCUUAUACCGAUUCAUCGAAUGUAUUCGCUUCUGAAACUGCUGUUAAGUUGUUGAUGAGCUCUUUUUGUAUUGCUGCGUAUAAUACUCGUUGCUAUGUGCCAAUAUUUUUGCAAGUUUAUCAUAUUUGGCAAAAUUGUUUUUUGGGAGUGUCAGUGAACGAAGAUGGAUUUCGAAGUGAUUAUCAAAUGGUUCAUUUAGCCAAAGUACCUUCCAAGUUGCAAUAUUUUUCUGGCUUAAUAGAUUUAUUUAAAGCUAAAACUUCCCACGUAUCGUUGGAUGAUUCUGUCUGGGCAUCUGUUAAAUUUUCCUAUUCGAUCUCAGACUUUACUUAUUUGGCAUGGCCAAUAAUUCCCAAGCCUACAAUUAUUAAUCCGGAAGAGAAUGAGGAACAAGAAGUCGAACAGAUCUCUUUUUCUUUAUCCUUUGGAGCAGUUUGCGAACCUAUCAACGAUAUACAUUUACACGUCGCAUGGCCUAGAGUUUACGAAAAUAUGAUCAGCGAUAACGAAAAUCAUACCGAUUUUAUCCCGUCAACAGCUCCAAACUGGUCGUUAAAAAUACACUCCAAAGACACCAAGCAUUUAUUAGGACAACAAAUGGGUCAAUUUUUACAAAUAUGUAAAUCUUGCACCAUUCUUAAUGAUCUAAUUUCUGAUUUAUUGAAGAGGAAAAAUUUCAGUCCUGUUGAUGUGAAUGUUCCUGCAAGUCUCUCGCUAUCUAAAAUAAUCAGCGGAGGAAAUACCAGUAACAGUAGCGGUGGUAAUAAUGAAACCAAACGAUCCAAGAAAUUUUUACCUGAAGAUAUUUUGGUUUCAAUGCUGUAUUAUUUAUUCCCGGAUGCAGAUGCUGACAAUACCCACCCGUACGUGAAAAAUGCCUCAGAAGAUGCGAAAGUGGACGCAUCUUUGAAAGGAAUGAAAACUUGUUUAUUUGAUGAACUUCCUUGGCGAUUAAGCGUAAUAAUGUGUGUAAUCGUUCAUUUGUAUGGAGAAUAUGCUGCUGCCCAAUUUUGGUAUGAAUUCACUCAAGAAUUGCGCUUCCGAUGGGAUAAGAGUUUGAAGAUACCCGGUGUACAAAAAGGUGUUCCAAAUCAUAAGACAAGUUUAUUAAAUCAAAAAUUACAAAUGUUGAAUUGUUGUAUUCAGAAACGAAUCAAAAGGGAAAACAUCAACGCCACUUCUGACGAUUCAGAUGGUCAAAAUUUACCUACUAAAUUCGAAUCCGAGGACGAAGAAUUUUUCGAUUGUCAGACCGAAUCCAAAGAAUCGAGAGAAGACGGUGAUAAUAUCCCGAGACCUAAAAUAUCAUUAUGGAAUCAACCAGAGGGACGACUUCGAAAGUUCAAUAACCUCAGAUUGAUCGAAACCGGGGAUUAUAUGUAUAUUCCUAUUACGCAGGAAAUGACACCAAAAACUGAGGAUCAGUUGGAAGAUGAUGCCGUUGUUUUAAUGAAAUUAGGCUCCGAUUCGCACGGAUCCAAGUUGCGAGCCCGAAUGAUGUGUGCUUCUCUCUAUUCCGACAUGGAAUCUUUUAAGGCUGCUAACCCUGGAGCCAUAUUGGAAGAUUUUAUACGCUGGUAUUCCCCUAGGGAUUGGAUCGAAAGUAAUGAAUCGGAUAAAUACGGUCAAAAGAAAGGUAAAUUAAGCAAUCGAAUGUUAUUGCCGGGUAAUAUGUGGAAAGAAGUGUGGGAUAAUAGUAUACCAGUGCCGGCUACCAGACAAAAAUGCCUUUUUGACGACACCAAAGAAUCUGAAAAAGUUUUACACUUUUUCGAAUCUCGUAAAAAUUUAUCAGACGUGUUUUCUUUACUCAUACCUACUCUUACUCACGCUGGUUUAUACGUUGUUGUGAACGAUGAAACUGUCAACAUGAUGAGACGCUAUUCGUCAUCGUUAGACGAACGAAUCGUCUCAUUGGUGCAGAAAACCGUCAGCACAACGAGGAAUAAUAUCGAUUUAACGCAAUAUAAGGUUGUUGCCGAUGAAAUCAGUGACAUUGAAAAGAUCGUUAUGCGAUACAACUCUUUGCAAUUCAAACUUUUCCCAGAAGAAUCUUUUGAAGAAGAAGAAAGAAAAAUAUUAAUAGAGCAUGUACUCAACCAAAACGAAAUUAUUGUCCCUAAUGGACCAGAUUCCAAACUUGGUCGUCGACUCAUUUAUUUAUUCGCCAAGGAAACGGAGUACAAAACUGCGCAACAUGCCAGUGCAAUAGAAAAACACAAACGGGGCGAAAGCAGUUUCAUCUCCAGCACCAACGAAGCUCUUCACCACACCGCAUCUUCAAUCAGUCAAGCAAUCGCUCAUCAUCGUGGAAGUGAAGCUCGUCAUAACGCAAUCACAGCGUCACCGUUUCAAAAAGAAUUUGUAUUGUAUGGCUCUUCAUCAUUGCCGCAUGUAUCGUCUCGUCUCGGUCAGCACAAUUUGACAGCUCAUGUUUGCUCUGAAGAAAUAUUUCUAGCUACCAAUAUCAUUCGAGACUCAGUCUUCGUUUAAGUUACCUACUACCGUUCAUUACCCAAUAAUUUGUUUAAAUUUUUUUCAAUAGAUUUUACAUUACUUUGCUAGUAAUUACGAGAACAUAGAAUGUAUUGCUUGAAUCGACCAUAUAUAAUUGUUAAUUACUUGAUGUUAAUUGAUGGUCAACUUCCAAAUAAAGUGCUAUGAUUUUAGUAAA